UACUCGACAUGGAGUUGAAGCUUCCGGGACACGUCACGAGUGGCUCCCACGGUUUUUGGGCAUGGGACAAUUCAGUGCCAUUGCCGCCCAGGAAUGUCCGAUAGACCAUUCGUCAGAUGCGUGGAAAAAUAUGACACCACCGACUGGCCAUCCUCCUGUUACCCCACACUCUCCCGCCAUCGCAGGUGCAAUUUUACUCAGCAAUGGCUCGGAAGAACCACAAUCCCCAGCCAUCCGACAUGCGGGUUCUUGUGCCCAUACACAAUGCUGUCAAUGAGCGUGCUUGGAGCGAGUUAAUGUGGUGGGAGAAGGGUCAAGGCGGAGAGAAGUGUGGUGGUGUCAAGUUGGUUAGUUUCAAAGGCCGACCACAGGAUAGGACGAUUCGUGCCUGGUUCAACAUCAUGUUAGGGUAUCAAGCACCUUUUGAUCGGCAUGACUGGAUAGUUGAGAGAUGUGGCGUACGACAACGUUACAUUAUAGACUUCUACACAGGGCGCAAUGCGACGCCUACUACUUUUGACCAGAAACAAUCGGAUCCAUCAUCUCCCCCUAACCUUUCCUUCUACCUGGACGUUCGACCAGCUGUUGAUAAUUGGGAUGGUUUCCGGCUCUGUGCGUUGAAGUUCUGGGAGUCGAUCGUCAGAUAAUCGUGUAUGGGAG
Molecule: messenger RNA, 660 nt
Organism: Cantharellus anzutake
Lineage: Eukaryota; Fungi; Basidiomycota; Agaricomycetes; Cantharellales; Hydnaceae
Product: cytochrome c/c1 heme-lyase
Exons: 4
Coding region: 204-647 (147 amino acids)
Biological process (GO): cytochrome c-heme linkage
Cellular component (GO): mitochondrion
Molecular function (GO): holocytochrome-c synthase activity
Source: RefSeq, a predicted model, not a curated record